Molecule: messenger RNA, 1047 nt
Organism: Penicillium concentricum
Lineage: Eukaryota; Fungi; Ascomycota; Eurotiomycetes; Eurotiales; Aspergillaceae
Product: VOC family protein
Exons: 5
Coding region: 1-1047 (348 amino acids)
Biological process (GO): L-methylmalonyl-CoA metabolic process
Cellular component (GO): mitochondrion
Molecular function (GO): methylmalonyl-CoA epimerase activity
Source: RefSeq, a predicted model, not a curated record
AUGACAAUCCAAGCAAACCACGGUGCCUCUAUCGCGGACAUUAUCGCGAUCGGACCUGAUUCUGAAGGUGUAGAGGCAUGGCGUGAGAGAUGCGGAAUCAAGACGGACUCUCAGAUCCGUCUAGUUAAGCUGGCACAUAUGCGCUACCAACACCCCGAUCUAGACGAGAUCACUAUCUUCCUCGAAGAUUUUGGCAUGAUUAUUGCGAAGAAGACUGAUGAUGAAAUCUGGUAUCGGGGCUAUGGAGUGGACCCCUAUGUUUACUAUGCGAAGAAAGGACCGAAGAAGUUCCUCGGCGGUGCCUUUGAAGUUGAAUCUUACCAAGAUCUCGAGAAGGCAACAAAGCUACCGACAGCCGGCGAGAUACAGGAGCUCACAGAUGCCCCAGGUGGAGGCUACAUAGUGACUGUGGAAGACCCCGAAGGAUUUGCGAUAAACUUAUUCUGCGGGCAAACGCUAGCUACCCCUAGGUCAUAUCAAGAAAAGCUCGAGAUCAACUAUGAGAUUGAGAAACCAAGAGCGCGUAGGUUCCAGCGGUUCCAACCCGGUCCUGCCGGAGUUCAUAAGCUCGGCCACUACGGCGUCUGCACUACACAGUUCGAAGCCCUCGUCGACUUCUACACGAAGAAUUUCAAUAUCGUCCCAACAGAUUUUCUCUACGUCGAGGUAGAAGGAAUCAAAAAGAACGUCGCACUAUUUGCCCACAUUGACCGCGGCGAUCAGCACGUUGACCACCAUUCAUUCUUUAUAAGCUCAAACCUAACUACCCACGUACACCACUGCUCAUUCGAAGUCCAUGACUUCGAUACACAAAAGCUGGGCCACCAAUGGCUCGCAAAGAAAAAUUACAAGUCUGUCUGGGGAGUUGGUCGGCAUAUUCUUGGUAGCCAGAUCUUCGACUACUGGUGGGAUACUACAGGGAACAUGAUUGAGCAUUAUGCUGAUGGGGAUUUGGUGAAUGACCAAACUCCGAUAGGGUAUGGACCUGCGGGUGAUGAGUCUUUGGCUGUCUGGGGGCCAGAAGUGCCAUCUUGGUUCUUGCACUGA